AUGGCUCCCGAGGUCUUCGAAGAAGACAUGAAGAAAGCCGCCUUCACGCAUCGGAACGAUGCCGGAGAAGUGCAGAAGCUGCAGCAGGAUAUCUACUACGAGAAAGUCUACGCAUGCGAAGAAGCGGAGCUGGAAAACUUGCCGGAAGGCGAGUUGGGCCGGCUGGCCAAAGCCCUGAAAGAUUACAAGAAGCUGAAGGUCCUGCGCCUCCGCAAGAUUGAGGUGGGCGAAGCAGAGGCCGAGGAGUUCGGCAAGGCACUUGGGCUGAACAGCACAAUCAAUGAGCUGGAGAUCCGCGUCGCUGCCCGCUCCAAGUACGGUUCGGAUCGGUAUUCGGCACUGUGGAAGGCACUCGCAGAUGCACUGAAGUCAAACCGUACUGUCACCCACAUCAACCUCAAAAGCCAAGCAAUCGGAGACGAGGGCGCCAAGGCACUUGCAGAUGUCCUGAAGUCCAACCGUACUGUCACCCGCAUCAACCUCGGCAAUAACGAUAUCGGAGACGAGGGCGCCAAGGCGCUCGCACAUGCUCUGAAGUCCAACAGUACUGUCACCGACAUCAGCCUCGAAGGCAACAAGAUCCGAGAAGAUGGCGCCAAGGUGCUUGCAGAUGUGCUGAAGUCCAACCGUACUGUCACGCACAUCUACCUCGGAGGCAACAGAAUCGGAGACGAGGGCGCCAAGGCACUUGCAGAUGCACUGAAGUCCAAUCAUACUGUCACACACAUCGAGCUCAAUCUCAACAGCAUCGGGGCCCUGGGGGUCAAGGCACUCGCAGAUGCCCUGAAGUCCAACCGUACCGUCACCUACAUUAACCUCGCAACCAACAUCAUCGGAGACGAGAACGCUGAGGCACUUGCCGAUGUCCUGAAGUCCAACCGUACUGUCACCCGCAUCAACCUCCGCAAUAACGAUAUCGGAGACAAGGGCGCCAAGGCACUCGCAGAUGCCCUGAAGUCCAACCGAACCAUCACCGAAAUCGACCUCGAACGCAACAGCAUCGGAGAGGAGGGCAUCAAGGCACUCGCAGAUGCCCUGAAGUCCAACCGUACUGUCACCUCCAUCAACCUCCAAGACAACAUGAAUAAUCGAGAGGCACUCGCAGAUGCCUUGACGUCCAACCAUGCUGUCACCUACAUCAACCUCGACUACAACAAUAUCGGAGACAAGGGCGCCAAGGCACUCGCAGAUGCCCUGAAGUACAACCGAACCAUCACCGACAUCGACCUCGAACGCAACAGGAUCGGAGAGGAGGGCAUCAAGGCACUCGCAGAUGCUCUGAAGUCCAACCGUACCGUCACCUGCAUCAACCUCACAUCCAACAGUAUCGGAGACGAGGGCGCCAAGGCACUCGCAGAUGCCCUGAAGUCCAACCGUACUGUCACCCACAUCAACCUCAGCAACCAAGCAAUCGGAGACGAGGGCGCCAAGGCACUUGCAGAUGCCCUGAACUCCAACUGCACCGUGAUCUACAUUAAUCUCACAGGCAACAAGAUCGGGGUCGAGGGCGCCAAGGCACUCGCAGAUGCCCUGAAGUCCAACCGUACCGUCACCCACACAGACGCAGGCGCCAAGGAUAUCGAAGAAGCGGCGAAGGGCUCUGCAGAUGCAACGAAGUCCCAGGCUUGGACGGGAAAAGUGCGCAUCGAGGCUCUCGCGAAGCUGCUGACGACCAACAGCGGCACCACCCGCCUAAACCUCCCAGACAAAAACAUCACAGUGGAGGGCUGCCAGGCACUCGCGCAUGCCCUGAAGUCCAACCGCACUGUCACCCACAUCAGCCUCCAAUACAACAGAAUAAUCGGAGACGAGGGCACCAAGGCACUCGCAGAUGCCUUGACGUCCAACCAUGCUGUCACCUACAUCAACCUCGACUACAACAAUAUCGGAGACAAGGGCGCCAAGGCACUCGCAGAUGCCCUGAAGUACAACCGAACCAUCACCGACAUCGACCUCGAACGCAACAGGAUCGGAGAGGAGGGCAUCAAGGCACUCGCAGAUGCUCUGAAGUCCAACCGUACCGUCACCUGCAUCAACCUCACAUCCAACAGUAUCGGAGACGAGGGCGCCAAGGCCAGGCGUUGCUCUUUGCAGCGUGCAGUUUCGACCCCGCUUUUCCCCUCUGAAAGGCACUCGCAGAUGCCCUGA
Molecule: messenger RNA, 2148 nt
Organism: Symbiodinium sp. CCMP2592
Lineage: Eukaryota; Dinophyceae; Suessiales; Symbiodiniaceae
Source: the annotation of a GenBank genome assembly